Molecule: messenger RNA, 300 nt
Organism: Adineta ricciae
Lineage: Eukaryota; Metazoa; Rotifera; Eurotatoria; Adinetida; Adinetidae
Source: the annotation of a GenBank genome assembly
AUGCAGGUAAAAUCCAUAACGGACGAUGAAUUUCUUCGAACAGUUAAUUCCACUGCAUUAACUCUUGGUAGUCCAACUGGUUCAGCUUAUGACCCUUAUGAAAACUUAUAUGUUGCUGAUCCAGCAAAUGAUCGAGCAGGUAAGUAUUGUGCAAACUCGACUGAUGGUAUUGUCAUUGCUGCGUAUUCUAAUGGUGUGUUUACAGUUAAUGGAGCAAGUAGUGUUGCAUUUGAUUCAAAUAAUAGUUUGUAUAUUUCAAAUACGUAUGCUCAUAAUGUUGCCAAAUUUUCUCUCUUAUAA